UGUAGAGAAAGUGGCCACAAUUUGGAGAGAAAAUGACCCCAUAUUGUCUAGGGCUAUUUACACUAUAACCCCUGAUACCUCAAAGACGGAAGACGUGUUGAAUCAACACCGCCUAUCGACCACGCAGUCCAUGAUCAGUUAAUUACUCGAACCUGAAAAUGCGACAGCAAUUGUUUGCUAUAUUGAUAUAUUUUAUUUCUCCAAUCUCAAUGGGGGUCUUUUUCAAUUUGAAUGUACUUGUUUGUUUCUAACAAAAUUAUAUAUUUUCAGAGGCUAAGCGUUGGCACUUUUCAGGAUGAACAGACGUGUGUAGCUUGAACUAACCGUUAUGCAAUGUGAUGCCUACCGGGCCACUUGGCCAAUGAGCUAUUGCGAGAACCUUUCAACAAAUUCAUGUCAGGGGCCACACUAUCCCCCUUAUUAUAUCGCAUGAAGGAUGACAAAUCUAGACAGUGACCAGCAGGUGACGGGUUUACCCAGCAGGUCAUUUUCAUCUGACACUUUCAGCGAGGACCACAUGCGUUUUAGCUGAUCACUACACUAUUAUUUGAAGAUGGAAUACGAGUUCGAAUAUACCCAGGAGUUUGAGAACAACGAAAGUGUCGCGCUUGCCAAAGCCAGCUUUUGUAAUGUUACAGGAUACAGCUUCAAGAAAACAACAACUAAGAAGCACUUCAACAAAAACUAUAUCCCGACGGCCACAGAUAAACCGCGGAUUCUGCUGAAUGGCAGGAAUCAAAGUCUGAAGCCAAAAGAUGAUACCCUGUAUAUCAUUGUAUCAUCGCAGACGUGGGAUUGUAAAUACGGAAAAGGGCGCAAAGAAAAGAAUAAGGAAGAACCACCAGCUGAACACCAGUAUGCCAGGAAAAGAACCAGGGAGCGACUGUUCACGACACCAAAACUGGACUGUGGCGCAAAACUGCAUGUCAGAGAGAUGCUGUGUUUUCCAUAUGCAAAGGUGACACUGCAAAUCCACAUGUAG
This is a messenger RNA of Haliotis rufescens (red abalone), 982 nucleotides long. RefSeq lists its product as uncharacterized. The transcript has 4 exons. The record is from RefSeq and is a predicted model, not a curated record. Bases 554 to 982 code for a protein of 142 amino acids. Lineage: Eukaryota; Metazoa; Mollusca; Gastropoda; Lepetellida; Haliotidae.